This is a messenger RNA of Octopus bimaculoides (California two-spot octopus), 2172 nucleotides long. RefSeq lists its product as uncharacterized. NCBI's taxonomy places the organism in Eukaryota, Metazoa, Mollusca, Cephalopoda, Octopoda, Octopodidae. The record is from RefSeq and is a predicted model, not a curated record.
UUCUUUUUUUCUUUUCCAGGUUCAGAUAUCGUAAAGUAUUAUUUAAACCGUUAUCCAUCAAUGCGAUCCAAAAUAAACGUCUUGUAUGAAUUCUUCUGUUCUGUCGAACAAAUGUGCAAGAAUUUCGGUCGUUAUCUUUUCGACAGUGUAGUUGUUAAGACGGCAUUAUAUCGUCUAGAAAACGUCAUCAAAACAUCAGAAGUCCUCUUGAAAAGAUUGCUGAGAGUAAUCGACGGCGAUAAUAGUGUUGUGUAUAGAUGUCACAGAUGUCAGUUCUUGAGUUCGGUCUCUGCUCACAAUGAUUAUGCAUCUAGUGAAGAUGAGACGGUCCAAAUCAGAACACAGAGAGAUUGUGGUUUGACCGAUGCUGACCAUAUUACAGAAAACGGCUUGUCUGGUCCGCAGAGGGAAAACCUAUCGACUUCUCUAGAAAAAGCUGCCGAAAAAGUAUCUAGCGAAACCGCAAAUGACGCUGACAAGAGAACUAAAACCGUUGAUGGUACUGGACAGGAUAGCGAAACAACAGAUGUUGCUGGUAACUGGGCAAAACCCGCUUGUAGUGCCGGCAAUGACAUCGAAACCACGAACGCUUCUGACAGCGAAGGCGGAAACACUGACACAAUCCACAACGGUCUCAUCAAUGCUCAUAGAGAAGUCGAAGGCAUCGAAAAAUUCUUUAUCUUAUUCUACAAGACCUUCGUUUUGUAUCCAUUUAACGCUUACGUGGCAGUGUUGCAUUUCAUCCGAAACGUAACUUUUGAUGCCAACGACUACUGUCAAAAAUUGGGUCCUAUAACCUCCUCGGGUCGCAAAAUUGUAUCGCCUCGUCGCAUGAUCCGAAAUAGAUUUCUCUUACAAUUGAAGAAAAUGACGAAUGAAGUUGUAAAUUUGGCUGCCGCAGACGAUCGCUUUAAACUGUUUCUCGCUGAGACUGGUGACUUGAUAAUUAACUGCAACCAAUCAACUUCACGAAAAAGGAAGAUUUCACUGGAUGACUUGGACGCUUGCAGUAGCAGCAGUGGUGAUCCGGAUUACGUGCCUGAAAUACCAUAUUCGGAUUUGGAGUCUGAAAGUCUUUCAGAAGAGGAUUUUUCUGGUGAAGAUGAUGAAAUUGAAGAUUGCGAAGUUCCUCAAGAUACCCAUGGAGCUGAAACCCAAACAGAUGGCGUCAAGCAUGCUAAAGACUCGAAUAACGGUGUUAAAGAUUUCGAUAUCAAGAAUAAAAUAAACGAUAUUAAGGAUAUUGAGAAUAAGAUGAAUGAUGCACGGGAUGUGGAGAAUGAAACGAACGAGGAUGGGGAGAAUGAAAAGAACGAGAGUGUGAAGAAUGAGGGUGUGAGGAAUGGGGAGAAUGAAAUGAAUGAGGAUGGGGAGAAUGAAACCAGUGAGGGUGUGAAGAAUGAAACGAACGAGGGUGUGAAGAAUGAAAUGAAUGAGGGUGUGAAGAAUGAGGUGAAUGAGGAUGGGGAGAAUGAAAUGAAUGAGGGUGUGGAGAAUGAAAUGAAAGAGGGUGUGAGGAAUGGGGAGAAUGAAAAGAAUGAGGAUGGCGAGAAUGAAAAGAAUGAGGAUGGCGAGAAUGAAAUGAAUGAGGAUGGGGAGAAUGAAACGAACGAGGAUGGGGAGAAUGAAACGAACGAGGGUGUGAAGAAUGAAAUGAACGAGGGUGGGAAGAAUGAAAUGAACGAGGGUGGGAAGAAUGAAAUGAACGAGGGUGGGAAGAAUGAAAUGAACGAGGGUGGGAAGAAUGAAAUGAACGAGGGUGGGAAGAAUGAAAUGAACGAGGGUGGGAAGAAUGAAAUGAACGAGGGUGGGAAGAAUGAAAUGAAUGAGGGUGUGAAGAAUGAGGUGAAUGAGGAUGGGGAGAAUGAAAUGAACGAGGGUGUGGAGAAUGAAAUGACUGUGAAUGGUAUUCAAGCAAGCAAUAUUUGUGAAACUGAUAGUCCGGGAAAAGAGGUUAUUCUACAGAACAAUGGUAAGAAGACGGCUCCAGUUUCGGAAGAGGUUGACUAAGAAUUAUAACGGGCUCUGAAAUGCAAAACAAAAAUGAAACAGUAAAAAUGUCGGUUCAGUUAUUUGAAGGAAGGACCGUUAAGCUUGACACUAUUGCCUUUAUUCGUAACGAUGAUCCAAUAUUAUUAUUAUUAGCCAACAUAAGCCUUUUCUUUGUUUUUA